Molecule: messenger RNA, 243 nt
Organism: Eruca vesicaria subsp. sativa (arugula)
Lineage: Eukaryota; Viridiplantae; Streptophyta; Magnoliopsida; Brassicales; Brassicaceae
Source: the annotation of a GenBank genome assembly
AUGGAUGAUAGUACUCCUAGGAAAUUAAAGAUAUCACCUGAUCACUUUACUGUUCCUACUCCCACCGCCACAGAAGCUUCUCAAGACCAUUCUUCUUCUCCAUCAACUUCACACCCCAAAGAAGAUAACAUUUCUUUAAGGUCUCUUAGUCAAAGCCAGUCCAGUACUCGCAGGAAACUGAAAAGAGCAGCACUAAUGUUGAAUCUCUUCUCUCUUCGCCGUCUGCCUUGGGUUUCAGUCUGA